AGAGUGUCCGUCAAAAUUAGAAUGUCAAAUUGACAAUUUGGUAUUUAUUAUGUAUCAAUUCUUUUUGUCAAAGAGUGUCUAAUAUUUAUAUAUAAUAUCUGAAUAAACUUUGUAAGUUGUUCAAACAUAAAGGUUUUUUAGUAAACAAUGGUCAAGGCUUGGUUUAUGGAUAACGACUCAAGCGAUCAGCGCUUAGAACAUCACAGGAAUCCGCCUGAAUUCAUAUCAAUAGGAGAAUUGUUCAAGAAAACUGGAGUCGAAUAUUUUAACAUUAAUGUUAAAACUUACACAACAGAUGGAGUUUUAGAUAAAAUAAAGAAAGAUAGAGGUUACACAUAUGAAGAUGAAAUAGCUUGCUCAAAGGAGUGCCUCCCAAAUUAUGAGGAGAAAAUUAAAUCCUUUUAUGAAGAACAUCUUCACACAGAUGAAGAAAUAAGGCUUGUUCUCGAAGGUUCUGGAUAUUUUGAUGUAAGAGAUGGCAAAGAUGAAUGGAUCAGAAUAGCUGUGUCCGCAGGUGACAUGAUUGUCAUACCAAGUGGCAUUUACCAUCGUUUUACUCUUGACGCGAAUAAUUUUAUUCGUGCUAAACGAUUCUUCAUCGGUGAACCAGUCUGGCUUCCAUAUAAUCGUCCUGCGGACAACUUACCAUGCAGAAAGGAAUAUGUAGAAAAACUCGAAAAAGGUUUUGUAGCUGCGUGCUAGAACAUCGCCUCGUUAUUUCACUAAAAGAAAGAUUUGCAUUAUUUUUAGAUUAAGAUAAGCCUUUAGUAUAAUAUAAUGGUGUGUGUAUAAUCACGAUUUUCUAAGGUGAUAUGGAUAAUAAAAUUGUCCUAAUUGGUUACUAAUAUUAAUACAUAGUAACAUAAUUUUCCACUCAUAGGUAUAUGUAUAUAUUUUGUAAAUUUUACUACUGUAAAUUGUUAUCAUAUGAAAUUAUUGAUUUUAAUAAAAUAAAUUGUUGAAU
Nymphalis io (European peacock) is the source of this 964-nucleotide messenger RNA. It is a transcript of the gene Adi1, whose product is annotated as acireductone dioxygenase. The record is from RefSeq and is a predicted model, not a curated record. Gene Ontology annotation, molecular function: acireductone dioxygenase [iron(II)-requiring] activity. The transcript is spliced from 5 exons. Bases 148 to 702 code for a protein of 184 amino acids. Lineage: Eukaryota; Metazoa; Arthropoda; Insecta; Lepidoptera; Nymphalidae.